Molecule: messenger RNA, 714 nt
Organism: Rotaria sp. Silwood1
Lineage: Eukaryota; Metazoa; Rotifera; Eurotatoria; Philodinida; Philodinidae
Source: the annotation of a GenBank genome assembly
AUGUCUAUUAUGCCCAUGACGCCCAUUAUGCCCAUUAUGCUGAUUAUGCCCAUUAUACCUAUUAUGCCCAUUAUGCCCAUUAUGCUGAUUAUGCCCAUUAUGCCUAUUAUGCCUAUUAUGCCCAUUAUGGCUAUUAUGGCUAUUAUGCCCAUUAUGCCUAUUAUGCCUAUUAUCCCUAUUAUGCCAAUUAUGCCCAUUAUGCCUAUUAUGCCUAUUAUGCCUAUUAUGCCUAUUAUGCCUAUUGUGCCCAUUAUGGAUAUUGUUGGUUUUGGUCCAUUCAUGUUUGGAUUCACAAUAAUGGAUAUUGUUAGUUUCGGUCCAUUUAUGCCGAAUGAUAUUUCAAUUAGUUAUUUGGGCUGUGGGUGUCGGGGUUUUCAUGUUCAUUCUUUACUCAUCGGAGACAAUCAUAAUUGUACAGCUGGUGGUGCUCAUUUCAAUCCCUACAAUGUAUCUCAUGGGAUGCAGGAAGAUUCAGUUUUGGAACGACAUGUGGGAGAUCUAGACAAUAUUGAAGUAGAUGCUGAUGGUAUAGCCCAUGUUGGAAUAUGUGAUUGGGUUAUUUCGCUUGGAUUCAAUAAGACAAGAAAUGUUAUUGAUUUACCUCUUAUGAUCCACAAUUUGACAGACGACGGAGGUCACACUGGCCAUGGUGAAAGUAACAUGACUGGAAAUGCUGGUCCUCGUAUAGCAUGUGGAACAAUACGUCCUGAUUAA